AUGGACGUCAUAACAAGUUCUAGUUUCACUUCAAUUUCUCCAUUGAUAUUUGAUGGAGACAACUACCAAGUUUGGGCAGUUCGUAUGGAAGCUUAUAUGGAAGAUUUGGAUAUUUGGGAAGCAGUGGAAGAGGAUUAUGAAAUUCCUGCUCUUCCAGACAAUCCUACCAUGGCACAAAUCAAAGCGCAAAAGGAGAAGAAGACAAAGAAAUCCAAGGCAAAGGCAUGUCUGUUUGCUGCAGUCUCAUCUACUAUCUUCACUAGAAUUAUGACUCUGAGAUCAGCAUAUGAGAUAUGGAAUUAUCUCAAGUCAGAAUAUGAGGGAGAUGAAAGAAUCAAAGAAAUGCGUGUGCUAAACUUGAUUCGAGAAUUCGAGUUGCAGAAGAUGAAGGAAACAGAAUCAAUUAAAGAGUAUUCUGUUAGGUUAUUGGACAUUGCAAACCAAAUCAGAUUACUUGGUUCUGUGUUCAAGGACUCAAGAAUUGUAGAAAAAAUUCUUGUAUCAGUGCCUGAAAAAUUUGAGGCAUCUAUUUCUGCCUUAGAAAAUACCAAAGAUUUGACUCAAAUCACUCUUGCAGAGAUACUCAAUGCUUUGCAAGCGCAGGAACAAAGAAGAGCCAUGAGGCAAGAAGGUGCUGUUGAAGGAGCCUUGCCAGCGAAGCAUCAUGAGAACGUUAGGAACAAUAAGUAG
Messenger RNA from Cucumis melo (muskmelon), 690 nucleotides. RefSeq lists its product as uncharacterized. The coding region runs from base 1 to 690 and encodes 229 amino acids. The record is from RefSeq and is a predicted model, not a curated record. The transcript has a single exon. NCBI's taxonomy places the organism in Eukaryota, Viridiplantae, Streptophyta, Magnoliopsida, Cucurbitales, Cucurbitaceae.